CCAUCCUUCCCAACCGUACAGAAUCAAGCACGAGAGGACCAUGAGUGCGCUGUCGUCUCUCACUCCCGCCCAACGGGAAGCCCUGAUGGAUGGGCCGGCCGCCACCCCUCCAGCGGGUCAGGUCUCCAAUCUCGUCGACCCUCCGAACUCGCAGGCCGCCGGGCGUGCCGUCCAUAUGACCCUGGUGGCGUUGACCUCCAUCUUCUUUAUCGUUCGCGUCUAUACCAAGGUGUUCCUGAUCCGGCACAUCAGAAUGUCCGAUUAUAUGAUGUUUAUCUCCUGGGGACUAUUCAUGGGCUACAUUGCCCCAGCGUGGAUCGUGGGCGAUGUCGCCCCGGGAGUCGACCAGUGGAAUCUCACCGUGAGGAAUUUUAUCACCUUGCUAUACUAUUUUCAUGGCGCAGCCAUCAUCUAUGGACUCAGUAUUUGUUUCGCCAAAGUCUCGCUUCUUCUCCAGCUGCUCGAGAUCUUCGGUCAAGGAAGAGACUUCUUCUGGUGGUGCUGCUAUGGCACGAUCGCAUUUAAUCUGGUCUUCUACACAAUCUGUGUCUUUGUUCUGAUCUUUUCCUGCGACCCCGUGUCCAAAGCCUGGAAUAUCUUUGACGCGGGAACGUGCAUGAAUACGCGCCUGUUCAACAUUUUUGCAGCGGUCGUGAAUAGCAUCUCAGAUCUCGUGGUCUUGAUUUUACCCCAGAUCCGCAUUUGGGGACUCCAAAUGGCGCUUCGUCGGAAGGUCGCCAUCUCCACCGUAUUCUUAUCUGGAGUCCUGGCUUGUGUGGCGGGCAUCGUGCGGCUCGCCUAUAUCAUAUUACUGUUCAAAACCUCCAACAACAUCUCCUACUUCAGCUACGUGGUCGGCAUCUGGACCCUUCCGGAGAUGGCAUUUGGAAUCAUCGCGGGCUGUCUGCCGUCAUGCCCGAAAUUCUUCCAGGCUGUGUCGCAGAGCGCGGCAAGGUCGAAAUGGGGUAGUUCCUUGCAGAACAUUCGGUCCGGGGCUGGAAAGCGCAGUAAACAGUCCUCCAACGAUUCUCACACGGUCGACAGCGAGGCGCAGCGUCCCAAGGGGAAUGAGCGCCGAGGACCACCCGAUCAGUAUCCCUUGACAUCGUUCGCGAGCGCCCCCGGAACGACCGAUCUGACAGCCAUAACCCGCAUGUCAACCUCCUCCGCCAGAGGGUCAGACUCGCAUGGAGCAACUACUACUAGUCGCUGACGCGUGAGAGGAAAAGAAACAAAAAAAAA
Messenger RNA from Aspergillus ibericus CBS 121593, 1242 nucleotides. RefSeq lists its product as uncharacterized. The coding region runs from base 41 to 1213 and encodes 390 amino acids. The record is from RefSeq and is a predicted model, not a curated record. Lineage: Eukaryota; Fungi; Ascomycota; Eurotiomycetes; Eurotiales; Aspergillaceae. The transcript is spliced from 5 exons.